UUUCAUUAAUUAUCUCUUAUUCCAUUCCUUGUCUAGUGUGAGGAUAUGUCAUCAUCAACAUUAUGUAGUUGCGAGUUGAAGCCGAUUGUUGGAUCAGAUUGUGAUGAGAGUGCUCACAGAUCGUCCAACAAUUGGCUUUCCAUCCAAAAUCCAAGCACAGAAGAAGAUGAUGAUGAUGAGUUGAUGAAGAGGAGGAGGCCUGGACAGGAUGAGGUCUGGAAAGCAAUCCAAGCACAGAAGCAGCAGGGGGAUGAUCACAAUAAUAAUAAGGCGCCACCAAUACGAUCAACUGUUUCCUGGAGUGCAAUUAUCUUAUCUGAUCAAAAAGUUGAUGUUCAAGAUUCAGUGCCUUAUAUCCACCCUCUCCUCAAAAAGUCAUCUAGCUGUUGUUUGAGCAAACAGAGCCUUCAGAUUUGCACGGAGAGUCUUGGCUCAGAGACCGGCUCCGAUUGUCUCACCUCCCAAACCCGCGAUUCUGAUCACGUUCAAGAUCAAGUUCAGGACAACAAACAAGCUCAUGAAGAAGAAGAAGAAGAUAUUUUCAACGAUGUAAAGAUAAAAAAUUAUAGCAAGAAAUCAGCAUCAUCUUUCCCUCCUCCACUCCCUUCUCUGGCCAACUCAAGCGUUCAGCUGCGCUCUCACCGCCAAGGCAAAGGCGAAGCCGAAGGCAGCAGGUUGAUUCUCGAAGCAGUUUCCGUCCCUCAGCGCAACUACUUCCAUGCUGAACGCUCCCACGGCAGGCUGCUCCUCACAGCCCUCAAAAGCCCCACCAGUUCAGAUCAACAAGAAGCUGGGGAUGAUGAAACUGAUGAAGAUGAGGAAGAACUUGAGUCUUCUACCACGCCAUCGUUCAACAGCAACAGUAACCACUUGUACUGGAACAGUAGUAGUAUUGCAGAGUACAAACAACAGCAGCAGGAGAAGGAAGAGGGGUUGAUUCCAUUGUUGAGGAACUGCAAAGAAGCAAGGAGGAGGUCUCUACUAACGUGGGUGCCCCCUAAUUACUGCAUUGCCACCUCCUCCUAAUCCUCCAUCAUAAACCAACCCAUUCAUUCCAUUUCCGAAUGCAAUAUUUAACAACUCUAAUAAAACAUGUCCCCAUGUAUGAUACUAGUAGUCUGCACUCCCUCCUAAGAUCAUAGCUUUACUCUUUCGUUCAAAGAGUUUGUGUAGUGUUAGUGACCCUAAAUAAACAUGUUGAAUAGGUAGAACACUAUUUUUUCUACUUCCAUAUCAUAAACAAAGAUGAUUUUGAAUCAUAA
Molecule: messenger RNA, 1262 nt
Organism: Ipomoea nil (Japanese morning glory)
Lineage: Eukaryota; Viridiplantae; Streptophyta; Magnoliopsida; Solanales; Convolvulaceae
Product: protein FAF-like, chloroplastic
Exons: 2
Coding region: 46-1026 (326 amino acids)
Source: RefSeq, a predicted model, not a curated record